CUAUCUCCAACGCGCCACCAUGUAAUUCGUGAGCGGAUGCCUUCUCUUUCCUUUCUUCCAGUGCGCAGUGUGUGGAAGUCUCUGGUUGCGGCGCUCUUCGGCAUGGCGGUGAUCACCUUGGCUGAGGAUGCCGGUCCAGCGGAGGGAAAAGAGCGACAGCAGCCUGUCGAGAAGGAGCAGCCAGCACCGCUACCGGCGUUUCGAGCGGCAAACGUGGACUUCAACCUAAUCGACUCCACCUUCCAAGAGUGCAGGGCAACCGGGGUGAGCAGACCGAGACGAGAUCAGGAAGCAAAGCACACGCCGGUUGAUUGAUGGCAUCUAUCUCUGUGUUCCAUUUUCGCAGGAGUGCAUACCGUGCGGUGACAUGGAGGGAGAGAUGGCUUACUGUAAGCCACGGCAGGCAGACGACUGCACAGUGUGUGUGUGUGUGUUGCUGCGUUAUUGUUGCGUGUGGCUCUCGGCUCUCUCUGUUGGUCAGGCAAGGGCAAAGAGGAUGAGAUGAAGCAGAAGCAGCCUGUCGAGUGCUCGGUGGCCGAGGGCGACAAGGACCCGCCGCUUCUCACCUUGAGACACUUCUACCGCUCAUGCACCCCGGCACAAGGUGCGCAUACCAUCCAUCCCCCCUCUCCCCCGUGUGCCUUGGAACUGAGCUCAUGUGUUGGCCUGUCCUGCUGCUGCCCAUCAUCAGAUCCCCAGGAGGUGACGCGCCUCAAUCCAGUCGGUCCUCUCACCCUGCGUGACGGCCGGCCUGCAGAGGAGAAAGCCAAGACGAAGGAGAAGCCGAAAGCCGCCAAAGCUGACUCAAAACCAGAGAACAAGGCACCCCCUGCCGACACCGGCAGCAUGGUCGGCGUCCCCGUACCAGAAGAGCAGCAGCCGCCUGUCCAACAAGAGGUGCCAGCGCCUGAGCCAGCCGAGCCAGAGAGCCCAGCCAAGGAAGGGUCGAACGGCCAACCGCCCGCGGCCCCCAGACCAGAGGCCAAACCUGAGCUGCGCGGCCGGGCGGGUGGGAAGGGCAAGAAGGAGAAGGAGAAGGCGGCUGAUGAGCGGGGCAAGAGCUUCGAGGUGCAGCCAGAGGAGGUGGAUGAGCUGCCGACGGUGGUCGGGUUCGAGUUGGCCAUGCUGGCCGCCAUCCUGUUCUCGCACCGGUGCAUACGGCUGCAGAAGAAGAAACAGGACCGCGUCAGGUGAGGGGAACGGACGGCUGCGGACAACGAAGCCGAGCACUGCACUGACGGGGAUGGCGCUGCGCUUCUGUGGUUUGCUGUCCUGUAUGUGUCAGGUAUCAGCGCUUGCAGAACAUCAUGUCGACCUAAGACACCUACCUGGUGAUGAUGCGAUCAUUUUGACAGAGAUGCGACUGUCUGGCUGUCUGCCGAGGCUGAGUGAUACGCUGACUCGAAUUCAUUCACCUGUGGUGUGGUGUAUGUCUAUCAUGACAAUUUGUCUGUAUGUGGGUAUCUUCUUUUUCGUGACGACGCGAACAUACAUGAGAUCUGGCUGGCUACUUACGCGGACUGACUUGUCAAUCAAACCUCUGCCCG
Molecule: messenger RNA, 1547 nt
Organism: Vitrella brassicaformis
Lineage: Eukaryota; Vitrellaceae
Source: the annotation of a GenBank genome assembly